Messenger RNA from Salarias fasciatus (jewelled blenny), 3233 nucleotides. RefSeq names its product protein-glucosylgalactosylhydroxylysine glucosidase (gene pgghg). Lineage: Eukaryota; Metazoa; Chordata; Actinopteri; Blenniiformes; Blenniidae. Gene Ontology annotation, molecular function: protein-glucosylgalactosylhydroxylysine glucosidase activity. Gene Ontology annotation, biological process: carbohydrate metabolic process. The coding region runs from base 386 to 2470 and encodes 694 amino acids. The transcript has 14 exons. The record is from RefSeq and is a predicted model, not a curated record. Gene Ontology annotation, cellular component: cytosol.
GGAACUUCACACUGCAAACUUGGAGCCGCUUCACCAACAAUCUUUUCACUUAUUUUUUUUUCCUCCAUCAGUAGUGAUAAACUCUCAGAGAAGCACUUAGGAGGUUUCCUGCAAGGUUAAGCUGUGAAACAACAAGACAUUCUGGAGCACCUCCAAGUUUUUUGUUUUUUCUCCUGCAGUUUGGUUUUUCCUGCAUUCCUCUUUGUUGCAGAAACAGAUGCUGCUUCCUGCUCACGUGAGACUGAAACAUUCCCAUGGCAGUAGUGUCUUUGAGGGGCUUAUGCUGGAUGUUUGUGCGGUCCACUGACUUCUGCAGCUCUUCUUAUCUGGCUCAUUGAAUUUGAGACAGACUUCUGGGUUUGAAGUCAAACCCUCACACCUGGACAUGUCGGACCCCUACAUCUUCACCAGCGACACUCUUCCCAGUGACCGCCGCUUCCUGCCCCCGCUGGCCAACGGCCUUCUGGGAUGGAGGGUGUACAACACUAUCAUGCACAUGGGUGGCGUUUAUAACGGCGAGGGCGGACGGUGCCACCGAGCGGAUGUGCCCUGCCCUCUGGCCGUGAAGGUGGAGAUGGAGGCCCCGGCUCAGCAGAGCUACAGCCUGGACACGCACACGGGGAUCUUUGCGCACACUCUCAGCUCGGCUGGCGUCGUCGCCUCCCAGUUUCUGUAUUCCCACCGACACUACUCCAACCUGAUGGUGAUGGAGGUUCUGCUGGUGCGCCAGGGCGCUUCGGAGGAGCCGGUCAGUGUCCAACUGGUCAACUCAUUCACCCCGGUGAGCAGGGACAUUGUUUUUGAGACCGGUCCUGAUUACAGAGGAGGAAGUCAUAUCCUCGGAAAGACGAACACGGCUGAGUUCCCAGGAGGUCCCUGUCCCUCGGUGCACCUCAUCUGGACCCCGAUCCCGCUGACCCUGACGCUGCAGCCGGGGCAGCACCAGGCCCGCUGGGGCUUCAUCCUGACCGUGGCCGACAGCUUGGGCGCGGCUCAGGCCGGGUUCGACGAGGGCCUGGAUCUGAUGGCGACCGGAAGCUUGCGCUCGUCUCACGAGAAAGCCUGGAAGGAGCUGUGGCUGCAGAGCAAGGUGGAGGUGGUGGGGUCGGAGACCCUCAGCAGGGCGGUGAUCGGCUGCCUGUUCUACCUCCUCAGCGCCUUCCCGUCCAUCCAUGAAACCUCCAGGUCGUUUGGCGGAGUCAGUCCCGGCGGACUCUCGAACGGAGGGGACGGCCAGGACUACUGGGGCCACGUUUUCUGGGACCAGGACAUAUGGAUGUAUCCUGGGAUAGCCCUCUUCUACCCCAAGUUAGCCCGGACUGUGUUGGAGUACAGGGUUGGGACUAUGGAUGGGGCUAAAGACAAUGCCCAGAAGCAGGGCUAUAAGGGCCUAAAGUUCCCUUGGGAGAGUGCUGUGUCAGGGAGAGAGGUGUGUCCACAGGAUAUUUACGGCCAACAAGAGAUCCACAUCAACGGAGACGUCACGCUGGCCUUCCAGCACUACCUCUACCUGACGGAGGAUCUGUCGAUGUUCAGGGAAGCACGGGGCAGCGAGCUGAUCUACGGCGUGGCCGAUUACUGGGUUUCCAGGGUAACGUGGCACCCCGAGGACAAGACCUACCACCUCCUGGGUGUCAUGCCACCCGAUGAGUAUUACUACAACGUCAACAACUCUGUGUACACAAACACUGUGGCCAAACUCAGUCUCCAGUUUGCUGUAGAGUUGGCCGACCUCCUCCAGCAUCCUGCGCCAAAGGAAUGGUUGGAAGUGGCUGAAAACAUCAAGAUACCUUUUGACAACGCGUUGCAGUACCAUCCAGAGUAUGACGGCUAUAUCAAAGGUCAUCCGGUGAAGCAGGCGGACACGGUGAUGUUGGGUUAUCCUCUCGGCCUGCCGAUGUCCGCGGACGUCAGGAGGAACGACCUGGAAGCAUAUGAGCCGGUCACAGACCCUGACGGUCCUGCGAUGACAUGGAGCAUGUUUGCAAUCAGCUGGAUGGAGCUGGGCGAAGCGGAAAAAGCUCAGCGUCUACUUGAAAAGUGCUUCAACAACAUCCAGGGACCGUUCCAGGUAUGGAGUGAGUCAUCAGACGGGUCUGGUGCAGUCAACUUUCUCACUGGCAUGGGGGGAUUUCUGCAGGCUGUGUUGUUUGGUUACACUGGUUUCAGAGUUCAGAGGGAGUGCCUCGCGUUUUCCUCUCUUCUUCCUGAAAACAUUUCUGAGCUUUGCAUUCGUGGCGUGAACUACCUCGGCCAGCAGAUGGACUGGCUGCUCAGGAAGGAAGAAAUCUGUAUAAUUCUGAGAGAACAACCAGACGGUGUUGGCAACACGAAACCUGAAAAUCUGCAAGUCGUCCUGAAGACUUCAGGAACUAAAAUCCCCCUCACACCAGGGCAGCCAGUCACAUUUCCUCGAGAGCCCGGGUGUGUUUGCAAACUGGUGUCCACGUCUUCCUGCUGGCCUUUUUGAAACAGGAGCAACAUGCGUCUAAGUCGUUUUUAUUCGGCACACUUACAGUUAAAAUAAUCACAAAAAAACAAACAAUUUCAUGAAAUGUAAAUUGUUUUAUGUUGUGUACUUAUUUGAAGCAUUAAUAAAAUCUGUGGAAAAUAGAUCAAAGCUGACAUGAGUGAAUCUGACCCAUGAACACAGACUGGUUGCUUCCAGAUCAUGAAAAUAAGAAUGAGGAGCGAACACAAGUUUGUGUGCACAUAAUCAAGCACAUCUGAUGAACGUCUGACUGGUUGGAUUGUUAAAAAACUGAAAGGCACUUUUAUUUUACCAGGAACAAUGAUGGGGCCAGCAAAAAGUGUUUUUUAGAAGAAUUCCUUAUGAAACAAAUUAAAUGUAACUUAAAGUUACUAGUUUUCUUAUUAAAAAUACACAUAGCCAAGCUCUAAGGUCCAUUCAAUUCAGAUGUAAAUGUAUUUUAAUUGGUACUUUAUGUGAUAGACCAACAUGUGCCACAUUAUUGUGAAGUGAAAGGAAAAUAUCCAUGUUUUUCAAUUUUUUUUUUUAUGAAUUAAAACCUAAAAAUGAUGCUGAAAUCUAUCAUUAAAAGGCAGUGUGCUACAUGGUUUUGAUAAGCAACUGUUUCUUGUUAUGUCAAGUUGAUUUAUUUCUUUGCAUUUUUUUUUUUACUGACAGUAAUUCCAGUGGUGUUUUUUCAUUGUAAUGGAUGAUUUGUGAGCGUGAACUACGAAUACACCAAAAAUAAAACUGCAAAUCUGCU